Messenger RNA from Rotaria sp. Silwood2, 399 nucleotides. Lineage: Eukaryota; Metazoa; Rotifera; Eurotatoria; Philodinida; Philodinidae. The record is from the annotation of a GenBank genome assembly.
AUGAUAACUUCAACGUUGGUACACCUAAUAUUCUUCAUCGGUGUUUCUUAUGAGCUGAACAAUGGAUUGGGUAGAACACCUCAAAUGGGAUGGAAUAGUUGGAAUCAUUUUCAUCGUAAUAUUAGUGAAAAAAUAAUUCGACAAACUGUAGAUGCUAUUGUAGUUACAGGUCUUGCAGCUGUUGGAUAUCAAUAUGUUUAUUUAUCACUAAAUACAUUAGAUGCAGGAUUUAAGACAUGUGCUGGACAACCUGGUUCACUUGGUUAUGAAACAAUAGAUGCUAAUACAUAUACAUCUUGGAAUGUUGAUUAUUUAAAAUAUGAUAAUUAUAAUACAGAUGGAACUAUUCCUGAAGUUCGAUAUCCAAUUAUGCGAGAUACUUUAAAUGCCAGUGGAUGA